This is a messenger RNA of Vombatus ursinus (common wombat), 1426 nucleotides long. RefSeq names its product mitochondrial methionyl-tRNA formyltransferase (gene MTFMT). The transcript is spliced from 9 exons. NCBI's taxonomy places the organism in Eukaryota, Metazoa, Chordata, Mammalia, Diprotodontia, Vombatidae. Gene Ontology annotation, cellular component: mitochondrion. The record is from RefSeq and is a predicted model, not a curated record. Gene Ontology annotation, molecular function: methionyl-tRNA formyltransferase activity. Gene Ontology annotation, biological process: conversion of methionyl-tRNA to N-formyl-methionyl-tRNA; biosynthetic process. Bases 1 to 1215 code for a protein of 404 amino acids.
AUGCGGGCGCUGCUGCCGGCCUGGCGCUUGCCGGUUCCGGCUCGGGCUCCGGAGCCGCCCUGUGGCUUGUGCUGCGCUUCCCGGAGGAGGCUGGCGCACCAGUGGUGGGGACGGGCCUCCAGCCCCGGCCGAGGGGAUGGCGCGGCGGUCCGGCCCCGAGCCCGGGAGCGGCCCCCCUGGAGGGUGCUCUUCUUCGGCACCGACGACUUUGCCCGCGAGGUGCUGCGGGCGCUGAGCGCGGCCAGGGAAAAUAAAAGGGACCAGAUAGUAGAAAAUUUAGAGGUGGUCACAGUGCCUUCCCCUUCACCAAAAGGACUGCCAGUGAAAAGUUAUGCCCUUCAGGCUCAGCUUCCAGUAUAUGAAUGGCCUGAUGUGGGAUCUGGGGACUUCGAUGUUGGAGUGGUGGCUUCAUUUGGUCGUCUUUUGAGUGAAGAACUCAUUCUUAAAUUUCCAUAUGGCAUAUUGAAUGUCCAUCCCAGUUAUCUCCCGAGAUGGCGAGGUCCUGCCCCUGUUGUCCAUACGGUGCUUCAUGGAGACGCAGUUACUGGGGUAACAAUUAUGCAAAUCAAACCUAAAAGGUUCGAUGUAGGUCCAAUUAUUAAACAAGAAACAAUUCCUGUACCACCGCAGUGCACAGCGAAGGAAUUGGAAACAGUGUUAUCAAGGUUGGGUGCCAACAUGCUUAUUUCAGUUUUGAGAAACUUACCUGAAAGCUUAAAAAAUGAAAGGCAGCAACCAGCUGAAGGAGUAACAUAUGCUCCCAAGAUCUCUGUUGCUUUGAGUUGUGUAAAAUGGGAGGAACAAACACCAGAGGAAAUAUUACGGCUUCAGCGUGCCAUUGGCAGCAUGAUUCCAUUGCAGACACUUUGGAUGGGUAGCACCAUUAAACUUCUGGAUUUGGUGGAAGCUCAUAGACCAGACCUUGCUGAUCAGAAAUUAAUGGGACAAUCUGUUCUUCCAGGAACAAUAAUAUACCACAAACAGUCACAAACACUCUUGGUUUGUUGCAAGGGUGGCUGGAUUGGCAUACGGUCAGUUAUAUUCAAGAAAAAACUUACAGCUGCUGAUUUCUACAAUGGUUAUUUGCACCUUUGGUUCCAGCAGAAUUCCCAAACCCAGCUAAAGGAGUGUAGAUUUCAAACUCUCAACCUUACAAAAAAGAAACAUAGGAAAGAAUCUAAAUUGUUGCUGUGCAACAGUGCAUUGAGUAUUUAGGGAAAAGAUGGACAAAAAUCUAAUAUCUUUAAUUUAAGAAAUCUCAUUUAUUAGGAAUUACCACUUCAUUUGCUGAUGGCAACACUAUUCAGGGAAGAAAAGAUUAUUUGCUACUUCAGAUUUUAAAAUAGUCAGCAGCUUCCUCUUUACGAAAUGACCUUGUCUACUUUAAUGACUAAGGUAAUUUAUUAAUAAACACAUUUUUGUUUUA